Molecule: messenger RNA, 985 nt
Organism: Paramacrobiotus metropolitanus
Lineage: Eukaryota; Metazoa; Tardigrada; Eutardigrada; Parachela; Macrobiotidae
Product: glycoprotein 3-alpha-L-fucosyltransferase A-like
Exons: 2
Cellular component (GO): membrane
Molecular function (GO): alpha-(1->3)-fucosyltransferase activity
Source: RefSeq, a predicted model, not a curated record
GAUUUCCAACCGGGUUCUUCAACCUGACCUUCACGUACCGGUUGGAUUCGGAUGUGAUUACGGACUCGUACUUUCAGCACUUUCGUCCGUCGGUGUGGAAGGACAGCCGAGAGUUCGAUGAGGCGCUGCGAAAUAAAACAGGAUUCGCGACGACGUUUGUCUCCAACUGCCAGUGGAUACCCAGUCGACGGGAUUUGUAUAUGACAGAGCUGGCAAAAUAUGUGGAUGUGGAUGUCUAUGGGAAGUGUGGCACGAAGGAGUGCAGCACGGAUACGCCCGAAAUUUGUGAUCGGCUAGUGGCCAAUUACAAGUUUUAUCUGGCUUUCGAAAACAGUAUCUGCAAGGAUUACGUUACCGAAAAAAAUCCAUCGAGCCUUAAAUCACGCCGCAGUUCCGUUGUCUAUGGCGGUGCCAACUAUUUCGCGAUCUUCCCCAAAGACUCCUUUAUAAACGUUAUGGAUUUUGAAAACCCCAAAGCCCUUGCCGAUUAUUUGCUCUUUCUAAACAAGAACCCCCAGGAAUACCGCAAGUAUUUCCAGUGGCGCGUCAGUGCGGCCACGGCCAAAUUAGCAGCCGGACUGGAAGCUCGUAAUCUGUCGUGGUGCAGAAUCUGUACCAUUCUCAACACUAGAAGUCCAAAGAAGAAGGUCGUCACUGAUUUGGGUCGGUGGUGGAAUGGGAAGGUUGGUGUGUGGUGCCAAGGAUAGAAAAUAAUAAAUGGGAAAUGAAUCCGUCCAUUCCGUCCGUUUAAUUAUUGAGCAAUGAGCCACUGCAUUAGCUGUGUUACAUACUCCUAGCUUGUUGGUUUUAGACUGCUUUUUUAUAGCUUGCAACGGCGAAUCUCCAUAGUUCUUAGAAGUUGUAAAUAAACCUAAAGUGACGCUUGCGCUUAUAUCGUGUUUGUGGACUUGCUGCCUUAUGAUAUGCAGGAUUUGUUUUAACUUGGCGAAUGCGAUUUUAAAAUGCAAUUAUGAACAAACAAACG